UCGAGGCAGAGGAAAUUGCUCGAAACGGAGGUGCCAUGCCCUGACCGGAGUCGAAGCCGGAUUACUCAAGAGGGUGGUGAGCGCAGCGGAGUGGUCCUUUUCGACGUGCGCAGAAAUCGCUUGCUGCGUGACUUCGUCGAUCCCCCAAUUUCGAGAGGGCGGAGAGAGAGAGAGCCGUGAAUCGUCGACAAUGGCAUCUGCGGGAGAAGCAGUGGAGCAGACAGCGGCCACGGUGACGGCCAAGACCGUGAAAGAUGUGAGCCCUCAUGAUUUCGUGCGCGCUUAUGCUGCGCAUCUUAAGAGAACGGGCAAGAUCGAGGUCCCGCAAUGGGCAGACCUUGUGAAAACCGCCUCCUUCAAGCAGUUGGCACCGUACGAUCCCGACUGGUACUACAUCCGAGCUGCGUCCAUGGCCAGGAAGCUCUAUCUCCGACAUGGGAUCGGGAUUGGAGCGUUCAAGAAGGUGUACGGUGGCAGGAAGAGCAAUGGUGUCCGUCCUCACCAUUUCGCUACCUCCAGUGGCUCGAUCGCCAGACAUGUUCUCAAGCAAUUGGAAGUUCUUAAGAUUGUCGAGAAGGACCCCAAGGGCGGCAGAAGGAUUACAUCCAAUGGCCAAAGGGAUCUGGACCGGAUUGCAGGGAGGAUUGCUGUCGUACCUGUUGCUUAAGUCUGUAGUGAAAAGGUUGUUCUACAGUAUGACGUGGUCCAUUGACUGCUGCUUCUGUGAUGUUUCCUCUUCGUCGUUGUGUUUCGAGCGUUGGUAAAGAGAAUUACCUGUUUCAAUCGUGUAAGAGAUUCCGGAAGCAUUCAUCCAACGAAGCAAUGUCGGAGAGUCGGUGUCUUUCGUUUGUUCCUUGGUUGUGGAUUUGGAGGGGUGGGGGGGUGCGUGGUCGAGAGGGAAGGGGGGGUUGGGUCAUUCAUUUCUUCUCUCUUGGGUAACGGAUCGAAUUAUUACCAUACCGUCUUUUGAAUGAAUGGAGUGUUGAAUUGAAUGCCCAAGCGGGAAAUGGGGCGUCUGGUCCGUCAUGCCGAGUUCAAGAAUGGAACAGAAAGAGGUUGUGUUGAAAACGUUUAGGGUUCUGGUCGAAAAGAUUUAGGGUUUGGUGUUGUGCAUUGUCUUCUUCACCGAAAAAAAGAAUUGCGUCAAGCUUUUGGCUGAAAUGAUUUAGGGUUUGUUGUUGUGCGUCGCCCUUGACAGGGCCCUGCUUUUCUUCUGUAGUUGGUAAUUGUGAUGUCAUGUUUUUAUGUCAAACCACGAGCCAGCUUGAUCCCUCGUCCGAGCCGGUUGUCGGAGAGGUGACCGUCCGUGCGGUCUCCGUCACACAAACACAGGGAGAGAGAGAGAGAGAGAGAGAGAGAGAGAGAGAGAGAGAGAGAGAGAACUCCGGGCGGGUGCGACGGGCGGCAGGCGGGGAUGUUCCGCGGGCUGCGGACGGAAUGAGGCCGGGCGGGCGGAUGGUGGGGUCGGUCAUACAGGUGGAGGGACGGAGACGACGACGAUGUCGUGCGAGAGAGAGAGAGAGAGAGAGAGAGAGAGAGAGAGAGAGAGAGAGAGAGAGAGAGAGAGAGAGAGGUGGCGAGAUGCGGGCGGGCGUGACGGCCGGGAGGCGGUGACUUGCUGCUGGUGGCGGAAAUGAGAUGCGGCGAUUUCGUCCAAGAGCGAGAGAGAGACGCAGGACGGGGCUCCGGGGCGUUCCCGUCUACGUUCGAAUAGGAUCUACGGUCACGAGGGGGGUACAUGAGGGCCGAAACUGACCGUACGUUCUAUUGGGGUGAAGACGGGUUCGAGUAGCCGGGGCGGCGGAGUGGAUGCGCGGGUUUGGGCGGCGGCCGCGACAUCGGAGAUGACAGGCGUGAUUGCCGCGAUUUCGAAUGGAUGCGCGAGACACAAAAGAUGGGGAUAGAGGCGAGUUUGGCGAGAGAGGAAGGAAGAGAGAGAUCUCUCGCUCGUAUUCUCGUGUCGAGGACAGGUGGGUUGAAGGCGUGCGUAAGGCGGGUAGGCGAGGAUGUGGGUAGGGGAGGGUAAGGUGAGGGCGGGAAAAAGGUGGGUCGGAGGUGGGAAAUCUGUCGGGAUGGAGGUAUUAAGGAUGGGAAUGGAUGCGAGACGGAGGUAGUGUAUCGACGUGAAGGAGGCGAUAAGGAGCCGUGCAGCGGCGUGAAGGAGGCGGCGGGAGUUAGGCGGUCGGUGCGCAGCACCGGGCGUAGCGAGAUCGCAUGGGGACAGUGAAGGAGGCUGGCAGCCGUAUACGAUGCCAGCUUUCGCGGGAUGGGGGCGCGACGCUGGAGAGAGAGAGAGAGAGAGAGAGAGAGAGAGAGAGAGGUUCUCAAUGCGUACGAGAUGCCAGCUUGAGUGGGAAGUGGGCGCAAAGCUGAGUACAUUAAAAACAAGUCUAGAUCAGGUUUUGUUGUGUCUAUUUUCGAAUCUGGGAUGGUUGAGUAAGA
Chara braunii is the source of this 2442-nucleotide messenger RNA. NCBI's taxonomy places the organism in Eukaryota, Viridiplantae, Streptophyta, Charophyceae, Charales, Characeae. The record is from the annotation of a GenBank genome assembly.